UUCGUCGUGUCAUUUAUAAGCAGCCAGGAGCUUCAUUAUUAUGGGAGUGAUGGACCCGGUAAGGAGAGCAGCAGAGAGUGGGGGCGGAAUUCGAGCUUCCUCUUAUUCUUCCUUCCUCAAACAUGGCUCCCUUCCUUUUCACUCCCUUUCUAUUUUCUAAACUUUCCCAGUUUCUUCCUCCCUCUUCCUUUCUUUCCAUCCAAACAUGUCUUCAAUCCCUAUGAUUGCUUCUUCUCGAAUUGCCUUCUCUGACUUUUCAGGUUCCUCCAAGCUCCAUUUUCAACAAUUUCGCUCUCCUCAUGUGGUGAACCGCAGAUUUGCGGCGUCCAAAUCUGUAAGAUGUGCCAUAUCUCAUGAUCUUAAUCUCACUUCCUCUAACAAAUUAUGUAGUCCACGCCCUAACUGCGAUCUCGAUUCGAUUGCAAUUCCGGUUUAUUCGUCUGAAUUUGUGGCCGAUAAACUUCGUCGACUUGUUUUGGAAUUCGAGUCUCUCCUGGAGCCGAUUGAUCGGGUUAAACGACUGUUGCAUUACGCGGCGAUUCUUGGCUCUUCGGACAAAGCGAUUCGAAUACCGGAGAAUCGAGUGAGGGGAUGCGCGGCGCAGGUGUGGUUGGAUGUGAAAAUUGACGAGUUCGACCGGAUGAGAUUCAAAGCGGACAGUGAUUCAGAGAUAGCGAAAGGAUAUUGUUCGUGUUUGAUCUGGAUGCUGGAAGGUGCAGAGCCGUGGGAGGUUUUGAAUGUGAGGAGCGAUGAUUUGGAGGCUGUGAACGUUGGAUUGCACGGAAAAGCGACAUCUAGGGUUAAUACAUGGCAAAAUGUGUUGAUGAGUAUGCAAAUGAGGACCAACACUUUGGUUUCCAAAACUGAAGUGAAACCGCCAUUGGAGCCUUUUACCUUCCGUACUGUUCAUCGUCGUCUCCAUGGAUGAAUCGAAGGCUGGGUUGGAGAAUUUAAUCUUCACGAGCUGUUCCUUCAUCGUCAAAAAUUGAGAAAGCAACAGGGUAGAUCAAUCAAUCAAUUUCAUAUGAUCUGAACGAGAAAAGCUUGUAACGUCAUCGUACCAACGCAACAGGUAACUAAAUGUGAUAGUAUUGUAAUCUUGCCAUACCAAACCAACACUCAAACAGGUAUCUUUUGAUUGUAACAUAAAAUCAUCAUACCGUAGGUUGUACUAAUAAUACCUCAUGAUAUUGGACAAGUUUUCCAUUCGGUUAGAA
Messenger RNA from Cucumis melo (muskmelon), 1217 nucleotides. Its product is annotated as sufE-like protein 2, chloroplastic. NCBI's taxonomy places the organism in Eukaryota, Viridiplantae, Streptophyta, Magnoliopsida, Cucurbitales, Cucurbitaceae. The record is from RefSeq and is a predicted model, not a curated record. The transcript has a single exon. The coding region runs from base 206 to 928 and encodes 240 amino acids.